This is a messenger RNA of Limanda limanda (common dab), 548 nucleotides long. Its product is annotated as C-C motif chemokine 4-like. Gene Ontology annotation, molecular function: CCR chemokine receptor binding; chemokine activity. Lineage: Eukaryota; Metazoa; Chordata; Actinopteri; Pleuronectiformes; Pleuronectidae. The record is from RefSeq and is a predicted model, not a curated record. The transcript is spliced from 3 exons. Gene Ontology annotation, biological process: positive regulation of ERK1 and ERK2 cascade; neutrophil chemotaxis; cellular response to tumor necrosis factor. Gene Ontology annotation, cellular component: extracellular region. Bases 38 to 340 code for a protein of 100 amino acids.
CAUCAUCAUCAUCAUCAUCAUCAUCAUCAUCAUCAUCAUGAAGACUCUUUGCUUCACCCUGGGACUGCUGCUACUCACUGUCUGCUGCUGCAACGCCGGUCCCGAAGCAGUGCGUCACAGCACAGCACCUCACACCUGCUGCCAUGAGUUUUAUGAAAAACCUUUACCAAUCCAACGUGUGACCAACAUAACUAAGACCAACAAGUCCUGUCUGAAGAAGGCAUUCAUAGUCCAAACAGUUAUAGGAAAACAGAUCUGCUACAGACAGACUUUCGUCUGGGCUCUGGAUGUCUACAAUCGGCUCCAGAACACUGAGGGGAGUGGUACACAGAAGAAUUAGAGAUGUAUUAUUGUGUAAUAAUAUAAUAAUGACAUAACCGUAUUUGAUAAUUUUUUUAGAUUGCUGUAAAAGCCAAAGUUUUUUCUGAUGACAGUUUGCAUUGACUAGGGUUACUGUAUCUCAGGUUUAGAAAUGUUGACACUUGAAUUAGUUUCAAGUGUGUUAAAGUUUUUAAAAUCUGUGAGGGUUAUGAUUAAGGAGAUACUGC